AUGAGUGGUCUUGUUGAAAUCAAGUCUCCUUCCGAGUGGAAGACUCUGCUCUCCAGCACCUCCGUAGUCGUCGCCGACUUCUACGCCGACUGGUGCGGGCCGUGCAAAAUGAUCGCACCUCACUUUCAGCGCCUCGCAAGCCAGCACUCUUCCCCCAAGAAGGUUGCCUUUGCCAAAGUCAACGUCGACUCUCAACCCGAAGUCGCCAAGGAGAACCGCGUGUCUGCUAUGCCCACCUUCAAAGUCUUCCACAACGGCAACUGCAUCGAGACCAUCCAAGGGGCCAACCCAGCCGCUCUCUCAGAGGCCAUUGCCAAGGCAGUUCAGCUCGCCGGCGGCGGUAAAUCUGCCGAUGGGCUAUUCAAGACUCCCGGUCGGACUCUGGGGGGAGGCGCACGUUCCGCGGCGUCGGCGGGCGGCUUCAACUACAGCAGCCUGUUGAACGCCUUGAUCGCCUUCGUUGGCCUGUACCUGGUGUCUCUGUUUUCGGCACGUAACCAAAAGGAGGACUAG
Metarhizium album ARSEF 1941 is the source of this 513-nucleotide messenger RNA. Its product is annotated as Thioredoxin. The transcript is spliced from 2 exons. The record is from RefSeq and is a predicted model, not a curated record. NCBI's taxonomy places the organism in Eukaryota, Fungi, Ascomycota, Sordariomycetes, Hypocreales, Clavicipitaceae. The coding region runs from base 1 to 513 and encodes 170 amino acids.